Molecule: messenger RNA, 3279 nt
Organism: Anguilla anguilla (European eel)
Lineage: Eukaryota; Metazoa; Chordata; Actinopteri; Anguilliformes; Anguillidae
Gene: pdk2a
Product: pyruvate dehydrogenase kinase 2a
Exons: 11
Coding region: 166-1395 (409 amino acids)
Biological process (GO): regulation of glucose metabolic process; protein phosphorylation
Cellular component (GO): mitochondrion
Molecular function (GO): pyruvate dehydrogenase (acetyl-transferring) kinase activity
Source: RefSeq, a predicted model, not a curated record
CACUCUAUUGGAUGCAAACAUUGUUAUGCGGUAUUUGUGCUGUACAAAACCAGCACGAGUUCAAAAGAGGGAGCAGCAAUUUGGGGAUACCCGAUAACAUUUUGUUCGUGUCAGUAAUUAAUCGGAAGAUUUGUUUUGUAAUACUUGUUACGGUUUGUUUCCGCAAUGAAGUUUGUGAGGUUUCUAAUGAAAAAUGCAGCUUUGGCCAAUGUGCCAAAACACAUUGAUCAUUUUUCCAAGUUUUCGCCUUCACCUCUGUCUAUGAAACAGUUCCUUGAUUUCGGUUCCACAAAUGCCUGUGAAAGAACCUCUUUUGCCUUCCUGAGACAAGAACUGCCUGUGCGUCUUUCCAACAUUAUGAAGGAGAUCAACUUGCUGCCAGACCGACUGCUGACCACCCCAUCAGUUCAGCUGGUGCAUAGCUGGUAUGUCCAGAGCUUGAUGGAAAUCCUUGAUUUCCUUGACAAAAGCCCAGAAGACCACAAAGUCCUGGGAGAGUUUGUGGACACAUUGGUGACCAUUAGGAACAGGCACAAUGACGUGGUGCCCACUAUGGCACAGGGCGUGAUUGAGUAUAAGGAGGCCUUUGGCCAGGACCCUGUCACUAGUCAGAACAUCCAGUACUUCCUGGACCGCUUCUACAUGAGCCGUAUCUCCAUCCGAAUGCUCAUCAAUCAGCAUACCCUGAUCUUUGAUGGAACUACAAACCCACUUCACCCCAACACCAUUGGGUGCAUUGACCCUCACUGUGAAGUCGCAGAAGUUGUCAGAGAUGCUUAUGAAAGUGCCAAACUGCUCUGUGACCAGUAUUACUUUGGCUCACCUGACCUGGAUCUUCAAGAAUUGAAUACCAACCAGAAGGGGCAACCCAUUCACAUGGUCUAUGUUCCCUCCCAUCUAUACCACGUGCUGUUUGAGCUAUUCAAGAAUGCUAUGAGGGCCACAAUUGAAAACCAUGAAGCAAGUAGCUUCCUUCCACCCAUUCAAGUCAUGGUUGCCAUUGGUGGAGAAGACCUGACAAUCAAGAUGAGUGAUCAGGGUGGUGGAGUCCCCUUCAGGAAGAUUGAGAGGCUCUUCAGCUACAUGUACUCAACCGCCCCUGCUCCGCAGAUGGACCACCACCAGAGGGCGCCACUGGCUGGGUUUGGCUACGGACUCCCAAUCUCACGCCUAUAUGCUCAGUACUUCCAAGGAGAUCUACAGCUGUACUCCAUGGAGGGCUAUGGCACUGACGCUGUCCUUCACAUGAAGGCUUUGUCAACAGAUUCAGUGGAGAAGCUGCCUGUCUACAACAAGACAGCACUGAGGCACUACAAAAUUAACCAAGAGGCUGAUGACUGGUGUAUGCCAAGCAAAGAGCCUCUGAAUCUGGCUAUCUACAGAUUUGCCAAGUGAGGGACCAUCAACACAAAUUGUGAAGUUCUUGUCUUGAAGAGGGCAAGCAAGAUGGAUCUUGCGUUUGGUUGAACUUAUGGAGAGGAGUCCAGAGAAGACAAAAGAACAUGAGAGACCAAUCUCAGUAGUAGCUGUUGGACUCUGUAGACCAUCUUGAUUGACAGUGAUUUAAAAUUUAGUGGACAAUUGUUUUCCACCAGGACUGACCCUGUCCCACCUGUUGUGUUUUUAGGUACCAAAAGGAAAUCUGAAUUGAGUUGAGUUGAACAAAAUUCACUCAUAGAUCACUGUUGUCAUGGGAAUUAAUGGAAUUCUUAUUGUAUCACCAUUCCCUCCAUAGAAGUUUGGAUGAGUGUGUAGUCUGGAUGGUGGUUGUGAAAGCACUGUCACCAGGGUCCAUAACAGGGGGUAUGUACCCAAUCACAGGCCUUUGUUUUUCAGGAAAGCAAUGAGGCGCAAGGGCCGAAUGAAGACCAAGAAGCAAUUGGUGGCCUUUGUAUGUUGACAUGUGGGAGCUGUGUAGAGAGGCUCAAAAUUCUGAAGUAUCGGUGUCGUGUCUAAGUGCCUUCUGGUGAUAUUAUGGAAGAGAAGUGGAAAAGAGGGAUGAGAGCAAGCCCUAAACUUAAUAUGUACUGUAAGAAGGACCCUGAAAUCAUUCAUUUGGAUUGCUAUCAUAUUACAGAUUAAGAUGGCAAGCUCUGGUCCUUUGACAGCCUUUGAUAAAGAUGAGCUGUAAAGCCAUUUUUAGGUAUCCUGUCCAGGAGUCUAAAGUCUGGAUUAUUAAUCUGUUUGGGCAUACUGAAAUUUUGUUAGUGUUACCACUUCCCAGUAUUUUUGAUUCAUUCAAAACUGACUGAAGUUGAGUUACAUAUAUGAAAUUGAGCAUACUAUAGUCAAGUAUAUGGGUCAUGUAUAACAUUUCCCAAACCUGUGACUGUGCAGCUCAUUUGAAAAACAGUCUCUUUGUCAUUAUAACCAACAAAUAUUUGCAUUAUUUUAAUGUGAUUGCUGUUAGUGAGUUGUCUGCUGUGCAGUCAACACAUCCUCUGUUGGUGAAUCUAUAUGGUCUCAGUAGACCUUCAGAUGGACCUUUCACAGUAGAGCUUUCACAUUAAUAUACUUGAUUGUCUUCAUUUGCAGUCAUCAGACAUAGGCUGUACCAGAGCCACAGGCACCUAUUUCUGUAGCAGGACUGCAAUCUGUCUUAGUAAUGUGAUUUUAAAAAUCUUCCAGAUAUAUGCCUGGGUCAUAUUGAAAAGUAGCAUAUUGGAUUCAGUCUAUUAUUGUGGCAUUUCAUGUAUGGUCAUGUGUGGACCUUACCAAACUGUUCAGAAAGUGUUAUGGAGUCGUUUUAAACCAAUGCAAUGCUUUGUUUCGGUCUGAUUUAAACUGCUUCAAUAUUCUGACAUGAACUGAACACAUAAAUGAAAACAUGCAAAUUUCACUGUUAGUGUGUACCCAUCAUAGCAACAGGUAGACAUUUUUACUGUUUUGAGAUUCUGUGAUCCUGUGCCUCAGUACUUGGCACAGUGAACUGUAGUUGGUUCUAGAAUGCCUGACUAAACAGCUUGUAGUUUGCCCUGAGUACAAGUAUUUUACUCUCUAUUACCCACGUUCUUUUAUUUUUUCAACCAGUGUUUGUAACCAGUUCUAACCCCAGCACUUGCAUGCUCACUUGCCAGGAUUGGUGUCAAGUUAAUGAAUGUAUUGUCCUGAGGGAAAGCUGGUUGUCAUCUGUAAGGCUGUUUAUUGGGCCAGCUGAAGAAAGUGUGGUAUGUAUCUUCAGCUUGGUGGAGAUUUUUUUGUUUGUCUAAUAAUGGGUCCACCAUUUGCACACACCAGUUAUAUUUUUAAUGUUUGACCAUUAAAAAUCCCUGCUUUUUC